Messenger RNA from Penicillium pulvis, 639 nucleotides. RefSeq names its product E2 ubiquitin-conjugating protein UBC8. NCBI's taxonomy places the organism in Eukaryota, Fungi, Ascomycota, Eurotiomycetes, Eurotiales, Aspergillaceae. Gene Ontology annotation, cellular component: nucleus. The record is from RefSeq and is a predicted model, not a curated record. Gene Ontology annotation, molecular function: ubiquitin conjugating enzyme activity. The transcript has 7 exons. The coding region runs from base 1 to 639 and encodes 212 amino acids. Gene Ontology annotation, biological process: protein polyubiquitination; ubiquitin-dependent protein catabolic process.
AUGAGUAGCCCGAAAAGAAGAAUUGAGACCGAUGAUGUAUGCGAACCGAAUUCCGCUCCCCGUCCAAACUAUUUCCCGUCCGAUCUUAGCAGAGGAUACUCCAAAUCUCAAUCUGAGAAAAUGGGCCGCAAAACUGAGUCUGACAAGUUUAAUAGAAGUCUAGUGCAAGAGUUCUAUGUCCGCUUCAAGGGACCAGAAGAGACACCGUUCACGGGGGGUCACUGGAAGAUUCAUGUCGAACUGCCGGACCAGUAUCCCUACAAGAGCCCCAGCAUUGGAUUUGUUAACCGUAUUUUCCACCCCAACAUCGAUGAGCUGUCCGGAUCGGUUUGCCUGGAUGUCAUCAACCAAACAUGGUCUCCUAUGUAUGACAUGCUCAAUAUCUUCGAAGUCUUCCUCCCUCAGCUCCUGCGAUAUCCCAACCCAUCCGACCCGCUCAAUGGUGAAGCGGCAGCUUUGAUGAUGCGAGAGCCCAAGGCCUACGAGGCCAAAGUCAAAGAAUAUGUCUCAAAGUAUGCCAGUAAAGAAGCUGUCGAUGAGGCAGGAGAGGAUACCGAGUCUGAAGAUGAGCUCAGCUCCGCUGGGAGCUAUGAAUCCGACGGGGAGGAAGAACCAGCCGGAGCAAUGGACGACGUCUAG